AUGGUCAGCUCCGGUUGUGGCUCUGUCUGCUCUGAGGAGGGCUGUGGCCAAGGCUGCUGCCAGCCCAGCUGCUGCCCAACCACCUGCUGUAGGCCCACCUGCUGUGUGUCCAGCUGCUGCAGACCCAGCUGCUGUCAGUCUGUGUGCUGCCAGCCUACCUGUUGCCGCCCCAGCUGCUGCAUUUCUAGCUGCUGCAGGCCUUCCUCCUGCUGCCGCCCCAGCUGCUGUGUGUCCAGCUGCUGCAGACCCUCUUGCUGCACCUCCAGCUGCUGCUGCCCAUGCUGUAGCAGUUCCAGCUGUUGUGGAUCCAGCUGUUGCCGUCCCAGCUGCUGCAUUUCCAGCUGCUGCAGGCCUUCCUGCUGCCGCCCUAGCUGCUGUGUGUCCAGCUGCUGCAGACCUCAGUGCUGCAUUUCCAGUUGCUGUCGCCCCACCUGCUGCCAGACCACCUGCUGCCGCCCCGCCUGUUCUAGUGGUUCUUGCUGCUGGGUUCUCUCCCCCAUGGUCUCCUGUUCUUCACCACACAGGAUUCCUGAUGUAGACCUUCUGUAUGCUGAGUCCUGA
Microtus ochrogaster (prairie vole) is the source of this 561-nucleotide messenger RNA. RefSeq names its product keratin-associated protein 4-7-like. Lineage: Eukaryota; Metazoa; Chordata; Mammalia; Rodentia; Cricetidae. Bases 1 to 561 code for a protein of 186 amino acids. The record is from RefSeq and is a predicted model, not a curated record. The transcript has a single exon.